Molecule: messenger RNA, 998 nt
Organism: Magnolia sinica
Lineage: Eukaryota; Viridiplantae; Streptophyta; Magnoliopsida; Magnoliales; Magnoliaceae
Product: leucine-rich repeat protein 1-like
Exons: 6
Coding region: 84-770 (228 amino acids)
Molecular function (GO): protein binding
Source: RefSeq, a predicted model, not a curated record
GCAUCUCUCUCUCUCUCUCUCUCUCCACAGAAUACCCAUAAAAACGUUCAAACCCUAACCCUAGAUCAACUGCCUGAAAAUCAAUGGCAGUCUCCGCCUCUUCCCCGAGGACGGAGGCGAUUCGCCAAACCCUAACACUAAAUCCCCUAAUUCUCCUGCUGUUGCUGGUGGUACUGCUUCCGUCGGCUUCUCCGAACAGCGAGAGCGACGCUCUCCACGCGCUGCGGCGGAGCUUGUCGGAUCCGGACAACGUGCUCGAGAGCUGGGACCCGACGCUCGUGAAUCCCUGCACUUGGUUCCACAUUACGUGCAAUCAGGACAAUCGAGUCACCAGAUUGGACCUUGGAAAUUCAAACCUAUCAGGCCAUCUGGUACCUGAACUUGGAAAGCUUGAACAUCUACAAUAUUUAGAACUCUACAAGAAUAACAUUCAGGGCACAAUCCCGGCCGAGCUCGGUAACUUGAAGAGCCUCAUCAGCUUGGACUUGUAUAACAACAACAUUUCAGGGGUCAUUCCCCCUUCACUGGGGAAGCUGAAAUCUCUAGUGUUUUUGCGGCUUAAUGACAAUCAAUUAAGUGGGCAAAUCCCCAGGGAGCUUCUUGGCAUUUCUAGCUUAAAAGUUGUAGACAUCACUAACAACAAUUUGUGUGGAACGAUUCCCACCACUGGGCCUUUUGAGCACAUUCCCUUGAACAACUUCGAGAAUAAUCCUCGUCUUGAAGGCCCGGAGCUACAGGGACUUGCAGCAUACGACACGAACUGCUACUAAAUAGAUAAGUAACACGGGCAACGAUUCCUGCACAUUUAAUUUACUUCUGAUAGAUGGGUGGGGAGGAUUUAUUUCCUUAGUUGAGGGGAAUUGGGUGUUGAUGCAGGGGUCAUAUGAUGUAAAUUUGUAAUCCACAGCUAACUGUUUGUAUUCGUAAUGUAGUAGCCAUUGCUGCAGCGGCUGCUGCUGCUAUAUGAUGUAUGAUAUAUAUACAUGGAAACAGGGUAC